Messenger RNA from Alternaria alternata, 2229 nucleotides. Its product is annotated as DnaJ-domain-containing protein. Gene Ontology annotation, molecular function: nucleic acid binding; zinc ion binding. The coding region runs from base 454 to 2106 and encodes 550 amino acids. Lineage: Eukaryota; Fungi; Ascomycota; Dothideomycetes; Pleosporales; Pleosporaceae. The record is from RefSeq and is a predicted model, not a curated record. The transcript is spliced from 2 exons. Gene Ontology annotation, cellular component: cytoplasm.
GCGCCAUUACGAAGACAUGGGGAAACGCCUCUUUUAUGAAUCAAAACAAAUGCAUGGCUUGUGCCGGCUUUCGGCGUUGUCUAGACUAUGGUGGCUCCAAUAGCGCUCUUCCUCAAUCACUGUCUGCUCAAACUUUUCGCCUCUACCGUCCGCGACCAAUCAACGCCAAGCGCACAGUCAUAGGCGAUUUGCUUGUCGUGACGCAACAUAGCUCUUCGCGACUCACCAGAACACCACCAUGUGAACCCCGGGAUAGUCUCGGUGUAUUGCAGGGCUGUCCGCACGCGCACCGGGAAUGCUGUGAAAGCUCAUCUACAAAGUUCCACGCCAAGACUCACAUACGCCCACACAAUUCAACUGCAGCAUACAGCCACUGCAAGUAGUUCGAGACCCGAAGAGCUGUAGACUAAGUUCAGGCCAUAGUGACUAGCUGCAUCGGAGCCGGCAAUCAACAUGGGUGCAUCACAAUCCACUGGUGGCGGGGAUGCGGCCAGUGGUGCGGGCGAAGUGAAGACGAGUUACUACGAACUGCUGGGUGUAGAACGCAAUGCCACACCAGACGAGCUCAAGAAAGCAUAUCGAAAGAAAGCACUCGAACUACACCCCGACCGAAACUAUGGUGAUGUUGAACGUACCACUGCCCUCUUCGCCGAAGUCCGAUCCGCAUACGAAGUACUUUCUGAUGACCAGGAACGCGCAUGGUACGAUGCACACGAGAGGGAUAUACUGCGGGGUAGCACGGGCGAGGAUUCUGGCGAACACUACCAGGGUGACAUGAAGGUUACGACAGCCGACGACAUAACGCAGAUGAUGGGCAAGUUCAGGGGGAACGUCGACUUUUCAGACUCGCCGAAUGGCUUCUUUGGCUUCGUGCGGGAGACAUUCGAACAGCUUGCCCGCGAAGAGGAGUACGCGGCAGACUACGACGAUCUCGACGUACCAGAUUACCCUACCUUUGGUCACAAGGAUGAUGACUAUGAAGGCGUUGUACGUGACUUCUACUCAGCUUGGAACGGCUUCGCUACAGUGAAGAGCUUUGCAUGGCUGGACGAAUACAACCCUUCUUUGCAACCUGAUCGUCGUUACCGUCGGGCGGCUGAGAAGGAAAACCAAAAGAUUCGCGAUGAGGGUAGACGGGCUUUUAACGAUGCCGUCAGGACGCUGGUUGCGUUCGUACGGAAGCGAGAUCCGCGGUACACUCCAAACACGCAGACGGCCGAAGACAAGGCCAAGGCACAGCGUGACGCCAGAAAAGCGCAGGCUGCACGCGCAAGGGCUGCGCAGAUGGCGAAGAUGGAACAAGAGGAGCAAGCAGUGCCGCAUUGGGCUACGGCACGGCCGGCCGACGAGGUUGAGGAGGAGAGUGAAGAAGAAGUCGAAGAGGAUCUGUACGAAUGCGUGGCAUGCAACAAGACAUUCAAGAGCGAGCGACAAUAUGACGCCCACGAGAAGAGCAAGAAGCAUCAGAAAGCAAUCCAGGCUCUCAAGAAAAAGAUGCAAAAGGAUAAUGCCCAUCUAGACUUGGACGAGGAUGCUCUCAAGAGUGAUGAGAUCUUACCAGCUGAGGACGAGCUUGCGAAGCAUGUUGAUGUCUCAGGCGACGAAGGCUCUGACGUAUCUGUCCAAAACCUUGCAAAGAAAACGACUGAGCUUGAUUUAGACGACUAUAGUGUGGACGAGGAAGAGGCGCCCUCAACAAAAGUCGCACCUAGUAACACAGUAUCUGCAUCAGCUACUGGCUCAGAAACCAGCUCAGACGUAGACGAUGAAUAUGCCUCACGCUCCGAAAUCGAGGCUCGACUUGUUGGUGCCAGCACGGAUCCUUCAACAGCAACGACCGAGGACCUCGAGUUGAAGCUUGGCGAUCACACAGAACCAGAAGUCGCUGCCCCUCCAGAACCCAAGCUUGGCAAAGCUGCGCUGAAACGCCUAAAGAAAGCUGCAAAACAGGCUGAGGGUGAAGAGCCAGAUGUAAAGAAUAAGUGCGCUGGCUGUAGUGCCGGCUUUUCGUCCAAGACACAAUUACAUCAACAUUUGAAGGAGCAUCCUAAACAUGCGGCGCUUAAAUCGGUUGCGAAUGGUGGAAAGAAGAACAACAAGCGGUAGUAGACAUAGUCCCUCUUGGUCAGGGGCUUCUACUAUUGAUAGUGGAAUACUCAGGCUUCUGCAUACCCUCUCCAAAAUACUAUAAGUCUCAUAGACUUGUACGUAGUCAAUCAACAACGAAGC